AUGCUUUGUGACGAAUAGACAGCAACUAAAAUUGGAUAAAAUGUAUUCAGAGAUUAUGUGGUGGAUGGAAGCUUUGAUAUUAAUUCAUUAUAGAAGAUGUUAGAAGAUUGCUAUGCAAAAUUGGAAUUACCUAUGCCUUCCCUGACCGAAUAGGAUUUAAUACAAUACGCAUAGAUUUGGGAUUUAAAUUAAGAUAACUCCAUUACAGAAGAUGAUGUUGAAAAUAAUGCAAAACAAUUAUUAUCACAAGAUCAAGAAGAUGCUAGUAAGGCUUAAGAACUACUUGGUUAUCCUCCUAUUUAAGUUACUUACGAAAGCUACGUAGUUCAAAAUUUAGAAUUCAAAGAAGAAAGUGCUGUUAUUGUUUCAAAGGAUAUUAAAUAAGAAACUGGAAGUUACUCCUUGAAAGCAGCUCCUGAAUCAAACAGACGAAAUUAAUCUUCAAUUUAACAAAGCACCAAAACUAUAUCGAAUUCAAAAUUAUAACCAUUAAGCCAAUAGUCAAACACAUUUGUGUAUCCCUUGGAAACGGAUAAAAAUAAAUAUUAAUAAUACAAUACGAGAACCUAAAAGAAGCUUGAAUUAGCAGAAAGAGUUUUUAAUAAAUUCUAAAAAAAUGGUUUCAUCACUUAGAAUGAGGCAUUUGCAUUACUUAAGGAGACUUACGAAUAAUUGAAAAUGCCAUAUUCGAUAACAGAAUAGGAUGCUAAAUCUUGGAUGCUUAUGGCCGAUAAAGACAAAGAUGGUAAAGUUAGACUAUAAGAUUUUCAUUAAGUUCUCCUAGAUAGUUUGGUUUAAGCAGGAAUUAGCAUAAAUUGA
This is a messenger RNA of Paramecium tetraurelia, 819 nucleotides long. RefSeq lists its product as uncharacterized. Gene Ontology annotation, cellular component: nucleus; synapse; cytosol. The transcript is spliced from 3 exons. Gene Ontology annotation, molecular function: calcium ion binding. The record is from RefSeq and is a predicted model, not a curated record. NCBI's taxonomy places the organism in Eukaryota, Ciliophora, Oligohymenophorea, Peniculida, Parameciidae. Gene Ontology annotation, biological process: regulation of cytosolic calcium ion concentration.